Messenger RNA from Rhagoletis zephyria (snowberry fruit fly), 771 nucleotides. Its product is annotated as trafficking protein particle complex subunit 12-like. NCBI's taxonomy places the organism in Eukaryota, Metazoa, Arthropoda, Insecta, Diptera, Tephritidae. The record is from RefSeq and is a predicted model, not a curated record. Gene Ontology annotation, cellular component: Golgi apparatus; TRAPP complex.
UCUGAUCUUAUUGCCGAGGCUGUACACAAGCAUUUAGGUGAAGGCGAAUUGGCACAACGCAAAAUUCUAGGUGUGGACAAUGUCACACAGGAUGAACGUGGCCUGCGUACAUUGAUCAGCGCUGGUUGCUAUCGCUCUGCAGUGAAUCUCACUGGACGUUUAUUGACUAUCUAUGGUCAGGGGUAUGGUCGUGCCGGCCAACCGGCCAAACAUUCGCCGCACUCACUGCAAUUGUGGUUCACACGUUUAGCGCUUUUGGCGAAAUUGGGUGAAUUUGAGCUGCUGCAGGCAGAAGCAGAACCAUUCGAUCAACUUAAUCGACCAGAUGUGUACUAUGAGUUCUAUCCAGAAAUGUAUAAUGGAAAAACAGGCUCAAUUGCUUGCUUCUCCUUUCGCUUACUACUUGCUGAAUUGCCCAUUUAUAUGGGAAACCCACAUUUAGGCUUAGAUCGACUGUCAGAACUUUAUGUGAUAAGCAAUGAAAUUAAAAAGUAUUUCGCUGGACGUGAACCGAAAGAUGCAGAACAAUUUUGGUGGCGACGUGAGAUACGCGUACUACAUUCCAUAGUCAAUUGUGCGUUAAUAAUGAAGAAGUUCAAUUUGAUUGAUGACAUCAUACGCGGCAUGAUACUGGAAAGCGCUGAUUUGAGCAAGGAAGAACGGCGUGCACUGUAUUCUGCUUGGGGACGCAUUUAUUUACAGAUUGGUGAUAUUUUUGGUGCGGAGCAGAAAUUUGCAGAAGCACGUCGGAUGCGUGAAAUCAAUUCCACG